UGCCGCUGCCGCCGCCUCUGGGCCCGCCCGCCGGGGAGGGGCUCCCGGCCUCGCCAGCAGCUGCUUCCUGCUUUCCGCACGUCCUCGCCGCCGGUCCGGUCCUGCGAUCCCCGGCCGAGAGCCACAAGCCCGCCGCCGCCGCCGCCGCCGCGCCCUCCCGUCCCCCGCCCGCGCCCCAGCCUCGCCCUGCGGCCCACUCGCCAGCUCCCUGGACCCCGCGUCCCCAAGUCGCCCCCGCGCACCCCGGCCAUGCUGUCCUUCCAGUACCCCGACGUGUACCGGGACGAGACCGCCGUACAGGAUUAUCAUGGGCAUAAAAUCUGUGACCCUUACGCUUGGCUGGAAGACCCAGACAGUGAGCAGACGAAGGCUUUUGUGGAGGCCCAGAACAAGAUCACUGUGCCAUUUCUUGAGCAGUGCCCUAUCAGGGGUUUAUACAAAGAGAGAAUGACUGAACUGUAUGACUACCCCAAGUACAGUUGCCACUUCAAGAAAGGAAAAAGGUAUUUCUAUUUUUACAAUUCAGGUUUACAGAACCAGCGAGUAUUGUAUGUACAGGAUUCCUUAGAGGGCGAAGCCAGAGUGUUCCUCGACCCCAACAUGCUCUCCGAUGACGGCACGGUGGCGCUCCGAGGCUAUGCAUUCAGUGAAGAUGGUGAAUAUUUUGCCUAUGGUCUCAGUGCCAGCGGCUCAGACUGGGUGACGAUCAAGUUCAUGAAAGUCGAUGGUGCCAAAGAGCUUCCAGAUGUGCUGGAAAGAGUCAAGUUCAGCUGUAUGGCCUGGACCCAUGACGGGAAGGGAAUGUUCUACAACGCAUACCCACAACAGGAUGGAAAAAGCGAUGGCACAGAGACAUCCACCAAUCUCCACCAAAAGCUGUGCUACCAUGUCUUGGGGACUGAUCAGUCAGAAGAUAUUCUGUGUGCUGAGUUUCCUGAUGAGCCCAAGUGGAUGGGUGGAGCUGAGUUAUCCGACGAUGGUCGCUAUGUCUUGCUGUCAAUAAGGGAGGGAUGUGACCCAGUAAACCGACUCUGGUACUGUGACCUCCAGCAGGAAUCCAACGGCAUCACUGGAAUCCUCAAGUGGGUAAAACUGAUCGACAACUUCGAAGGAGAGUACGACUACGUGACCAACGAGGGCACGGUGUUCACAUUCAAGACGAACCGCCAUUCUCCCAACUACCGCCUCAUCAACAUUGACUUCACGGAUCCUGAGGAGUCCAAGUGGAAGGUGCUUGUUCCUGAGCAUGAGAAAGACGUCUUAGAGUGGGUAGCUUGCGUCAGGUCCAACUUUUUGGUGUUAUGCUACCUCCACGACGUGAAGAACGUCCUGCAGCUGCACGACCUGGCCACCGGUGCUCUCCUCAAGACCUUCCCGCUGGAGGUGGGCAGCGUCGUGGGCUACAGCGGUCAGAAGAAGGACACUGAAAUCUUCUAUCAGUUUACUUCCUUCUUAUCUCCAGGUAUCAUUUAUCACUGUGAUCUUACCAAAGAGGAACUGGAGCCAAGAGUCUUCCGAGAGGUGACCGUGAAGGGAAUCGAUGCUUCCGAUUACCAGACGAUCCAGAUUUUCUACCCCAGCAAGGAUGGUACAAAGAUUCCAAUGUUUAUCGUGCAUAAAAAGGGCAUAAAAUUGGAUGGCUCUCACCCUGCUUUCUUAUACGGCUACGGCGGCUUCAACAUAUCCAUCACCCCCAACUACAGUGUGUCCAGGCUCAUCUUUGUGAGACACAUGGGUGGUGUCCUUGCGGUGGCCAACAUCAGAGGAGGUGGCGAAUAUGGAGAGACAUGGCAUAAAGGUGGUAUCCUGGCCAACAAACAAAACUGCUUUGAUGACUUUCAGUGUGCUGCUGAAUAUCUUAUCAAGGAAGGUUACACGUCUCCCAAGAGGCUGACUAUUAACGGAGGUUCAAAUGGAGGCCUCUUAGUAGCUGCUUGUGCAAAUCAGCGUCCUGACCUCUUUGGUUGUGUUAUUGCCCAAGUGGGUGUAAUGGACAUGCUGAAGUUCCAUAAAUAUACCAUUGGUCACGCCUGGACCACCGAUUACGGGUGCUCGGACAGCAAACAGCACUUUGAAUGGCUCAUCAGAUACUCUCCAUUGCACAACGUGAAGUUACCAGAGGCCGACGACACCCAGUACCCGUCCAUGCUUCUGCUCACUGCCGACCACGACGACCGCGUGGUCCCGCUCCACUCCCUGAAGUUCAUUGCCACCCUUCAGUACAUCGUGGGCCGCAGCCGGAAGCAGAACAACCCCCUGCUCAUCCACGUGGACACCAAGGCGGGCCACGGGGCCGGGAAGCCCACGGCCAAAGUGAUAGAAGAAGUGUCCGACAUGUUCGCGUUCAUAGCGCGGUGCCUGAACAUCGACUGGAUUCAGUAACCGGCUCGGCCCACCCUCCUCCAGCCGCAAGACCUCCAGGGCUUUCACGCCGUUAAAGCCGAGAAACCGCUGGGCACGACGCUUCCCCACACGAACACUUCCUGCCCUCGUGGACUGCAGUCGAACAGAACUGCUGCGGGCAUUUUAUCUUUUCUAGGCUUCUCCUUUUUAGCAGGCCUUUGGCGUUUCUUUUUCCACCCUGUGCAGGCACAUGUUUUAAAAAAGGAAAAAAAUGGCAUGUUUGGGUAAAUAGCUAAGUGGCAGCCAACACAUUGUGGGUAUUAGAUGGCUGGGUUGAGUCGUGGUCAGGCAUCCUUCAUCUAAAGCAGCUCAGUGAAAUGUGCUUCUAUAACCAUAACCAGGAUAUCUUUAAAUGAAUGUGAGAACUGUUCUCAUGAAAAAGACUUCUUUGCAACAAUAAUAAAUGUUAUUUAAGAGUGGGAGGCUUUAUCUCCAGUUCCUCUGUGUUGAGGGGCAAGCCCAGAGUGCAGGCCUUCUGGGUCACGUCCCUUUCCGGUGGGAAUAAGCACUUUGCUUUCCACACAAGUUGGUUUCCAAACAGUGAAGUCAGAGGAUGUUCGUGCUGUGAAGAGGGGGGUGCGUCCACACCAGCUCCCUCCUUUGUGGCUGAUUAGACAUAUUAACCGCCUGGUCAGCUGAUACUUUCACCCAGGGCUCUUCUGGUUUGGAUGCCCCCUAAAAAUCAAUGGACCUGAAACUUCAGAUUUUUCACCUAUUUGUCUCUCAGUUUGGUGACAGAGUAUUCCUGAAAUCAGAGUGCCUAGGAUAUAAAACUAAGAGACCAUGUGAGUGAACUCUCCAAACUUACCUUCCAGUCAGGAAUUUCAGCAUUUGCCAAGCUGUUCUUCCCCUCCACAAACCACUGCCUGGGUGUAGAAAUAGUCAUGCUUUAAAAACAGUUUUGGUGUCUCCCUCGCCUUAAAUCCUUCAGAAGAGGAUAUAUCAUUGCUCAAACUAUUGUCCAUUUAAAAAAAUUAAAGCAUGUAUUUUAACAGCUCAUGAAAUACUGUUCCUCUGGGCAACAGUUUGGGGAAUGCCAAUCUAAUUUAUGAGAAGAAAACAGUUUCUUUGUCUUUCUUCAUCAGAUAUCACAAAAAUAAUUACUAUUUUGUAUAAAGUAGUUAAACCUUAAAAAAAAUUGUUUAAAAGGUUUCUUCAUUACUCUGAUAGCUUGUUCUUUUCUAGGUAAUUAAGUGCUAUUUUCCAAAUCAUCCAUAUUUGUGCUUUUCUUUAGAUCUCUACCUUUCAAACUGUGGUCUAAAAUCAGACACACUAUUUUUUAUCAAGCGUAUCACUAUAUAAAAGCACAAACAUGGUUUGGCUUUUCUCGAGUCAUGUUUUCAAUUGCUGUUGGUUUAAAUAAGCACUGUAUCUAAUGCAGUUGUCAUCAGACAUAGGGUUCAUUAUAAGCCCCCUCCCCAACCCCCAGAGAAAAGUGAGCCAGUAGCUAGCAGAGUGCUUACAGAGGCUGACAUCACCACCAUCUGCCCAGAGAGGUGCUAACACUAACUGCCGUGUAACUGCUGACCAGCAGGGCAGAAAAAGAAAUGUAUUUGCACAGACAGUCGAAAGGCAGCCCCUAUGCUAGAUGGGCUGGGUCAUUCAAGGUGCAGGCAGCUGAGUUGUACCCAUUCAGUCCAGAGCAUUUUCAUGUUUGCACAGAAUCCAGCCAUACCUUCCCCCUGAGGUCUCCCACUUAACAGCAGGAAGUGGAAGCACUGUGUAUAGAGUCUAGGCUUCCAGGGAAGUCAGUCAGGCCCGGGUUCUGAUCCCAACUCUGUAACCUAGUACCUGGUGACCAUGAGGAAUAAACAAUAUACUUAGAA
This is a messenger RNA of Camelus dromedarius (Arabian camel), 4229 nucleotides long. It is a transcript of the gene PREP, whose product is annotated as prolyl endopeptidase. NCBI's taxonomy places the organism in Eukaryota, Metazoa, Chordata, Mammalia, Artiodactyla, Camelidae. Gene Ontology annotation, biological process: proteolysis. The record is from RefSeq and is a predicted model, not a curated record. Gene Ontology annotation, cellular component: cytosol. The transcript is spliced from 15 exons. Gene Ontology annotation, molecular function: oligopeptidase activity; serine-type endopeptidase activity. Bases 250 to 2382 code for a protein of 710 amino acids.